UGGUCUCCCGUUUCGUUCAGUGCAAAAAUCUACGUCGGAAAUUUGAGUUGGAACACCACUGAUGACACGUUGCGCAAUGCUUUCAGCAGUUAUGGACCUGUGCUUGACUCUAUUGUCAUGCGUGACCGUGACACUGGUCGUUCCCGGGGUUUUGGCUUUGUCACCUACGGGACCACUGAGGAAGCAAACCAUGCUAUUGCCAACAUGAAUGAGCAGGAGCUUGAUGGCAGGAGAAUAAAAGUAAACCUUGCUAAUCCCCGUAGCUCCGGAACAGCAGGCGGUGGCGGCGGUGCAGGAUUUGGAGGAGGUUAUCCUGCUGGUGGCGGCUACUCUGGUGGCGGCGGUUACGGUCAGCAACCUGCCUAUGGAGCUCAGGGCGGUUUUGCUGGCGGUCAAGGUGGCUACGCUCAAGGUGGCUAUGGAGGCUACCAAGGUGGAGGAUACGGGGGUGGUUUCGCUCCUACCGGUUACAGUGGUCAGCAAGGUUAUGGCCAGCAAGGUGGAAAUGGCAAUCCAGGAGGUUACGGUCGUGGUUACUGAUCGACCAUUGGCACGUGCAUGCCUUAUCUUCAGCAUCAAAAUAAGCAGAGGCAUGCGCUACCAGCUCUUCACACUUCUUCCUUCGGACAUCGAUAUUAUAUCAUGCUCGUUCGCCUCUUCCACAUUUACACCCUACUUGCACAUGUCCAAUGUUCCUUCUCAACUCUCUCUCCCUCUCAUUUUCAGUCUGAACUCUAUUACGAUUCAGCUUGUACUUGUAUAUUCAGAUAUAUCCAUGCUCUCGUCAUCGCGAUCAUGAAGCAAACCGCACAUCAUAGUACCUUGUCCAGAUAUGGAAGGAACGACAGAGUAUUGGGUCAUCCCAGAUAUAGUGCCUGGUGGAGUGUGAUUAAUAGUGCUACUGAUGUUAUAAAACGCUGGGUUUUCCCCAAGCUUCGGGAUGUACCCUGACCUAAAUGAGACUGCACGUCUAUCAUGAUUACCUUAAAUUGCAGGGCGAGACUCAAUCAUAA
This is a messenger RNA of Suillus bovinus, 1013 nucleotides long. RefSeq lists its product as uncharacterized. NCBI's taxonomy places the organism in Eukaryota, Fungi, Basidiomycota, Agaricomycetes, Boletales, Suillaceae. Gene Ontology annotation, molecular function: RNA binding. The transcript is spliced from 7 exons. The annotation marks the transcript as partial. The record is from RefSeq and is a predicted model, not a curated record.